AUGGACCCAGCUGCUUCUCGUCCUGCUGUAGUCAUCGACAAUGGCUCCGGGUAUACCAAGAUGGGGUUUGCGGGUAAUGUUGAACCUUGUUUUAUUGUUCCGACAGUAGUUGCGAUUAAUGAGUCGUUUCUGAAUCAAUCGAGGAGUUCUUCCAAGGGAAAUUGGAUUGCACAGCAUAAUGCUGGUGUUAUGGCUGAUCUUGAUUUUUUUAUUGGAGAUGAUGCACUUUCUAAGGCUCGAUCUAGCAGCACUUAUAAUCUCACCUACCCGAUUAAGCAUGAGAGUCCAUUGACAGCGCCCGAGAGUCGCGAGUAUACUGGUGAAAUCAUGUUCGAGACUUUUAAUGUGCCUGGACUUUACAUUGCUGUGAACUCUGUGCUUGCUCUGGCUGCUGGCUACACAACAUCUAAGUGUGAGAUGACAGGAGUUGUAGUUGAUAUCGGAGAUGGGUCUACACAUGUUGUACCUGUUGCAGAUGGUUAUGUUAUUGGAAGUAGCAUCAAGUCAGUUCCUAUUGCUGGAAAGGAUGUUACUCUUUUUGUCCAGCAGCUAAUGCGGGAAAGAGGAGAGAAUAUACCUCCAGAAGACUCUUUUGAAGUGGCUCGGAAAGUGAAAGAAAUGCAUUGCUACACCUGCUCUGACAUAGUGAAGGAAUUUAAUAAGCAUGACAAAGAACCGGCCAAGUAUAUCAAGCAAUGGAGAGGUGUAAAACCGAAGACCGGGGCUCCAUAUUCCUGUGAUAUUGGCUAUGAACGCUUUCUUGGCCCUGAGGUUUUCUUUAAUCCUGAGAUGUAUAGCAGCGACUUUACCACUCCUUUGCCGGUCGUAAUAGACAAGUGCAUUCAGUCUGCACCAAUUGACACAAGGAGAUCAUUAUAUAAGAAUAUAGUGUUGUCGGGAGGAUCAACGAUGUUCAAGGAUUUUCAUAGGAGAUUGCAACGUGAUAUAAAGAAAAUUGUGGAUGCCCGUGUCCUUGCAGCUGAAGCACGCCUAAAUGGGGAGAUAAAAUCACAUCCCGUGGAGGUCAAUGUACUCAGCCAUCCUAUCCAAAGAUUUGCAGUUUGGUUUGGAGGAUCAGUGCUUGCAUCAACGCCAGAGUUUUUUACGGCUUGUCAUACAAAGGCAGAAUAUGAAGAAUAUGGAGCAAGCAUUUGCCGCACAAAUCCUGUUUUCAAGGGAAUGUAUUAG
Vicia faba (fava bean) is the source of this 1188-nucleotide messenger RNA. Lineage: Eukaryota; Viridiplantae; Streptophyta; Magnoliopsida; Fabales; Fabaceae. The record is from the annotation of a GenBank genome assembly.